This is a messenger RNA of Styela clava, 3594 nucleotides long. RefSeq lists its product as uncharacterized. The record is from RefSeq and is a predicted model, not a curated record. Gene Ontology annotation, molecular function: molecular adaptor activity; protein binding. Gene Ontology annotation, biological process: apoptotic process; negative regulation of cell population proliferation; hippo signaling. NCBI's taxonomy places the organism in Eukaryota, Metazoa, Chordata, Ascidiacea, Stolidobranchia, Styelidae. Gene Ontology annotation, cellular component: cytosol.
AUGUUCUAUCUAAUUGGUACUGUAUUUUAAUUUGAUGCUGCUAACAUGCCUUUGUUUGGUAAGAAAUCGAAGAAGACCGAAGCUGUUACUGCAAUUGCUGGAAAAUAUAUAAAAAGAGAGUCUUCACCUUUCAUAUCAAAUAGACCACAAGCCAAUGUGUUUCGACAUGGACCUACUCUACAAAGAAGAUCACAAUCAGUAUUCAAUGUGUCAUCCAUCGGUGAUGCUUUGCCAUCAUCGCCCCCAGCAUUACCUUCAAAUUCCAGACCAGUGUUUUCAUCAGCCCAACAACUUUCUCCUAUAAAUUCUACAUCCUCAAAUAAAUUUACUAACAAUUCUGCAGUAACAUCUGGUAUGAAAUUUGGUAGUAAUGUCUCACCUCAUGGAGGAGACAUGGUGUCGAUGCCCCAACAUCAAAAUUUAUCUUUCAUGCAGCAGCAGAGACUUGCCGGUUCAAUGCCUUCAUUGCAUGUUAUACGGAACAUGAAUUUUUCUAAUAUGAACAAUACGCCUGUGACAUCUAAUGGUAAUAUCCCAGUGAAAAAUACUCAUUUGCCCCCUCAGAGACAGAUAAAUUCUCAACAACAAAAUGAAAUUCCUCUCAGUGGACAUUCUCAUAUCCCGUUAUCUAUAUCCACUCAACAACAACAAGUUUCACAGCGAUCUUUUCUAAACAACCGUAUCACACAGACGCAUCUCCCUUCAAAACCAGCAAUCUUGCCAUCACGCCCUCAAAUCCAAAUGAAUAUCCCAAACGAAAGUCCACAGCAGCGUCAUGUCAGGAUGGCAGAACAAAUAACGCCACCCAACCCGAAAACUGUUUACGCGAAUCAGGUAUAUGUGGGACGUGGUCAUUCCACAAACAACUUGGACAGAAUAGUGGAACAGCAAGCUGAACCACCUCAUUUAAAAUCUACACCUAAUAUUGCAAUGGCAAUCACUUACAGUGACCUGCAAUUAUCUAACUCCCCUACGAAGCAUUCACAAUCACAAAUGAACUUGCGACUUUCCAGAGAGUCGCUGCAUCAUGUACAGCAGCAGCCAGCAUCGUAUAUGCCUUCAGAAUCAUAUGUAGAAAAUCCACCUGCUGAUAGACAAAUACAGCACCUUGGUGGUCAAAUGCAACCUCAUCUCAGUACUUCAUUAAAUCAAGUCAAUCGUUCUCACUAUGUUCAAUCCAUGCAGCAUCCACAGCCUCAUUACAAGGAGAAUACAAGACUAGCGAGUACAAAUGGUGCAAAUAUUAGUUUUGAAAAAGAUGAACUACCACUUCCACCUGGAUGGUCAUUGGACAGAACAUUGCAAGGACAUAAAUACUACAUUGAUCAUAACACAAACACUACACAUUGGACGCACCCUCUCAACACUGACAGUUUACCUCCAGGAUGGGAACGAGUCAGCUCAUCAAAUUAUGGAACUUAUUAUGUCGAUCAUGUCAGCAAGAAAACACAAUUUGAGCAUCCGUUGGAUUUGAGACAAAAUGAUCAACAAAUACAUAACAACAAUGAUCUACCAGCUCCAGAACCAAGUCAGCAAUAUGAUACUUGGAAGAGGAACCAAGUUGUGCCUGCCAAUCCAUACCUGAGCACAACUGAAAUACCAAGCUGGUUAAAAAUUUAUUCUAAAGCUCCUCAGAGAUAUGAUCAUAAAUUACGGUGGGAAUUGUUUCAAAUUCAUGAGCUGGAUUGCUUCAGUGAAAUGUUGACCAUGUUAAUGAAAAAGGAAUUGAAAGAAAUUGUGAUGAAAUAUGAGAAAUCAAGAGAAAAUUACACACAAGAGUUACAACGUCGAGUACAGCUAGCUGGCCGACAUACUCAAGGACCAGAAAACAAACAUUAUUAUGUAUAAUGUGAGAUAACGUGAAUUUCCUUCUGAAGAAGUAAGGUUGCAUGGCAUUGUAAGAAGCGGAAAACUGUGUCGCAUGUGACCAGUAGUUCCUUAAUAUAUUAAGAGGUACAUAAAAUUGAGAUGGAUGAUAUUCUUGCUGUAAAUUUUAGUAAUCCCUUUGAAUUUUUGAAGAUUUCAUUUUUCGAAUGUGCAAAAAACAUUGUGAAAUAUGCCUUUGUGCCUUUCACAUGGUAAAAAAUCAUGAUCAACCUCCACAAUCAAUCUAUUUAAAUUCAUGAAAACUUUAUCCUGCAUUUUGAUUAUUGUCGCAAAUUUUUAAAUGUUUAUCGUUUUAGUUUUGAUUACAUUAUCAUGCAUUUUUCUACGACCCAUUUAUCUGCUCUUUGCUCCGAAAAAGGCUGUGCAUAAGCAAGCAGCUAUUGAAAAGGCCUGGAUCUUUCUAGUCAGCAUUCCCUACCCAAUUUUUUCACAUCCCGGGUGAGCUGGUGAGCAUGGGAAUGGGAUUUGAACCAGAGAUUUUAACCUGCAAAUUCAUGAAAUCCAAAUCUAAAUCUUUAACGACUAGGCCCAAUACGCACAUGGACAAUACAAAUGCUUAAUAUGUUGGUCCGCUCAAUAUGAUUCCAAUCUUCUGCCAUUCUGGAUACCAUAGUCUGAGAAGCCUGUGUUUCUAUAUUUCUUGGAAUAUGCCACAUGUGUACCGAUUAUGGAUAUAUUUUCGAUGCUGUAUUUUGCACAUGCACUGGCAUAGAGUGAAAGAUAUAAUCAGAAAGUAUUGCAACUCGGUGUUAAAUGUUUAUUAGAAUUGCAUAUUCCAUGUUUUUUUAUUGAAUAUUAUGAUCUUGUUUUUUUAUUACAUCUUGCCAUAUGGAGCCACGUUCGAGUGAUACAUAUAUUUUUGUAAUCUUGUGCUAUUAUAUAUUUGUUCUUAAAUAGGUUUUUAUUGCUCCGGUGCUCUAAGUGGCCUUUCACAUACAUAGAAUAUCAUAUAGAUUCAAUUUUGAUUUCAUAUAAUUAUUCAAUCUUUACGGUAAAUUUGAUUGCAAAUCAGGAAAUAAUAUUUUUUAGGAAUGGAAGUACGGUAAUACAUCAAGCCCAGUGAUAUUCAAAAAGCAAAGAUUUACUGUUUUUCAUCUUGACAUUGUGAAAUAAUGAUUUAUCAUUUGUAUAGAUGUCGAUGGCAAAUUUCAUAUCUAAAUAAUUAGAUGUUCUAAAUUUCUGUUAUGUAUUGUAAAUGGAUAUAAUUAAAAUGUAUUAUUAUUAUCACUUUAAUACUAUCUUGUUCAAGGAUAAGCAUAGCAACUGCCCCAUUCUGAUCUGAAUUAAAAAGAAAGAAGAGAUCGAUAAAAAAUAUUCUAGUCUGAAAGUUAUUCAUGUCAAGUAACUAACGCAGUGAAUAUUUCAUAAGAAUGGGUGAUUCUAAUUAUCAUUUCUAUUAUUAAUUUCAAAAAUCGAACUUUUCUGAACCCGUUGGUAUAGUACAUGAGUAUGACUGGUACCCAUAUCAUGUUUAGAUUUGUUGUUGCACUUCAUCUAAAAAGUAAUCUUUUUCUAAUUGUUAUCAAUGAAAAUCUAUUGGCAUCAUUGUGUGACAAAUACUUAUCAAAUGAAUAAUUCUUCAUGUAGAAUGAAAUCUUUUAACAUUUCUGUACUACCCAUGAAGUGUUUUAAUAUAUUUAAAUAUGUGAGGAUUUAAUACUUUUUCUGUAAUUCUAAUAAUCCAUAUUUUCUUGAAAGUUGUCAAAA